Molecule: messenger RNA, 747 nt
Organism: Carassius auratus (goldfish)
Lineage: Eukaryota; Metazoa; Chordata; Actinopteri; Cypriniformes; Cyprinidae
Gene: pofut3
Product: protein O-fucosyltransferase 3
Cellular component (GO): membrane
Molecular function (GO): alpha-(1->3)-fucosyltransferase activity
Source: RefSeq, a predicted model, not a curated record
AUGGUUGUGGCAGAACCUUCAUUUUGUGUUCAGUUACCCAUUUUGAUGAUCAUUGUCCUGUUGGAAGAUCCAACCAUGCAGAGGCAGUCAGGUAGAGAUUGCAGCAUUGAAAGUCUUCCUCUUCCACAUCACGAGCAGCACCAGUGGCUGUUCUUUCACAAGGACUCACCAAAGAAUAACUACAAGCUUUAGGAACCGUUCAUUACCCUGUUCAACCACACAAUGACCUUCAGCCACCUCUCUCACCUGCCCCUUACCACGCAGCACCUGGAGGGCCUCAGCGCACAAACACACCUGCUGCCUCUGUCCACAAAGAAACAGCUGAGGAGAACUCAGACUCCUGUGGUGUAUGUCCAUUUGUUCUGCGCCCCACCGUCUGAAAGAGAUUUUUAUGUUCAAGAGCUGAUGCAGCACAUCAGGCUGCUCAAAUUAGGCGCUGUGGUAUACGUACUAUACAGAGCUCCUAACAUACACAUGUGAUUGCCAGAUAACAGGAGCGCAGAUGUCAAUCCCAAUGACCCGCCGAAGAAGCUCGCUCAGUAUUUAAAGUGAUUGGACAAGAAUGACAGUCAAUAUCUGAAAUACCUGGAGUGGAAGCAGAAGUGUGUCCGGAUGACAGAGCUGAAGGACAGACCGUGGGGUGUUCAGGAUACUGGUCAAGAUAACUUUAUUGAUGCCUUUGAGUGCUUGGCGUGCAACAGAAUGUUGGAGAAUAUCCACAGACAGGAAAAUCUUCGCUUGAAUUAA